ACGCACGCGCGUUGUCAAAAUCUAUAUUAAAAUGGAGGAAAAGAGUCAAGUGGUGGAACGGGAGGCUAAGAAAAAUGAAAUUCACGAAAAGGAUGGGAAAUCCAAACGACAUCGUAAGAAGAAAAACGAGAUGGCUCACUCCGCCAGUGAGAAUCACAACCACAAUGCUCAUAGAGAUGAGCACGAGAUGCAUAGCACAUGUAAUAUCUCUAUAAAAGAUAUACAAAUGGCCAUGGAGGUGUUCAACAUACAGCAGAAGCCUGCCAAGACUCAAGAGGAGGCUAUGCAAAAGCCUUAUCAGUUCUGGAGUACACAGCCAGUACCAAAAAUGGAUGAGAAGAUAGUAAAAAAUGAACCUAUCGAGCCUGAUAAGACGUCGAUCAGGGCAGAGCCUUAUUCGUUACCAGCGGACUUUCAGUGGGACACUUUAAAUCUCGAUGAUCCAUUAGUUUUAUCUGAAUUGUACACAUUACUGUCCGAGAAUUACGUGGAGGAUGACGACGCUAUGUUUAGAUUUGAUUACCCGCCAAGCUUUUUGAAGUGGGCAUUACAACCCCCGGGAUGGUGCAAGGAAUGGCACUGUGGGGUACGAGUUAUUAAAAGCGGGCGUCUAGUCGGUUUCAUUUCUGCUAUUCCAGCCACUCUGCGCGUCUAUAACCAUUCUCAAAGAAUGGUGGAAAUCAAUUUCUUGUGCGUGCACAAGAAGUUGAGGUCGAAAAGAGUGGCACCUGUAUUGAUACGCGAGAUAACUAGGAGAGUCAAUCUCCAGGGCAUAUUUCAAGCUGUGUACACCGCUGGUGUCGUACUGCCAAAACCGAUAGCUACCUGCAGGUAUUGGCAUCGUUCUCUUAAUCCAAAGAAGCUAAUCGAAGUGAAAUUCUCGCAUCUGUCUCGAAACAUGACCAUGCAGAGAACAUUGAAAUUGUAUAAACUGCCAGAGAAUACGAAGGUGCCUGGGUACAGGAAACUGGUCGAAGCUGACAUACCCCAGGCUCAUAAAAUAUUGACCGAUUAUUUGGAGAAAUUCGACUUGGCUCCGAUCUUCUCGGUCGAGGAGUUCCGCCAUUGGUUCCUCCCGCAGAACGGGAUUAUUAAUAGUUUUGUAGUCGAGAACGAUGGUGUGAUCACCGACAUGGUCAGCUACUACACGUUGCCGAGCUCUAUAAUGCAUCACCAGACACACAAAACGCUGAGAGCUGCGUACAGUUUUUACAACGUAUCCACUAAAACGCCUUGGCUCGAAUUAAUGACCGAUGCGUUGAUAUCAGCUCGUAACUUGGACUUCGAUGUGUUCAACGCGCUGGAUCUGAUGGACAACAAAGAGUUCCUGGUACCUUUGAAGUUCGGCAUCGGCGAUGGAAACCUGCAAUAUUACUUGUACAACUGGCGCUGUCCCAGCAUGACACCUGGGAAGAUCGGUUUGGUGCUCCAGUAGAAUUCUAGCUCAACGCGUCGUCCGUUGUCUAGGGAAAAUUUUUUCGCACGUGCAAGCUUAAAGAGAAAUAAAAAUAAACGGGUGAAAUGUGGGAACCAUUAUAUUUGUGAGAAUAAUAGGAAAUACGAGGGAUGCACCGGAAGGAGAGCAAACACGGACUUCGGCGCAUCGAUACGAUUGGAAGGAAUCGAUUUUUCCUUGAGUCCAAGUAGGCUGUUCCGUCUCCGCUGUUGAUCAUCUUCACGGUUCAAGGUUGUAAUCGAAAAUAUGUACACGCGUGUAUAUAUAUACAUAUACCGUGUCUGCGUGACUCAAGCAAUGUAGAUAAUUAUCGUACUGUUCCAUGUUAAUUUGCGGAUACAACGCGGGUGAGACUCCUCCCCCGCAGGUAUAAAUUCAGCAUUUUAAAAGAAAACGACUAUAUUCUUUGGACGCUGUUUGAUUCAACGCGGAACUUCCCUCGGCGUCUUUUUGUUAAUAUUAAUUAGAUCGCAGGAGUAUGAGGAGGCAAGAAUGGAAGGAGAGUUUAAAUAAAAUAAGAUCGAAACUAA
This is a messenger RNA of Ceratina calcarata, 1986 nucleotides long. It is a transcript of the gene Nmt, whose product is annotated as N-myristoyl transferase. Gene Ontology annotation, biological process: N-terminal peptidyl-glycine N-myristoylation. The transcript is spliced from 8 exons. The coding region runs from base 32 to 1435 and encodes 467 amino acids. Lineage: Eukaryota; Metazoa; Arthropoda; Insecta; Hymenoptera; Apidae. The record is from RefSeq and is a predicted model, not a curated record. Gene Ontology annotation, cellular component: cytoplasm. Gene Ontology annotation, molecular function: glycylpeptide N-tetradecanoyltransferase activity.